ACACUAGUGCCACUGUUUCUACUAUAGUCAUGUCUGUUGAUGUUUAUAACAAUGGAGGAUCACGUGUACCUGUAGCUGGACUCAGUGACCCAGUGAUGGUCUCAUUCACUGUCACUUCAAGCAAUAGCAUGUCUGAGUGUGCUUUCUGGGAUUCUACUAGCUUUACUUGGUCUAAUGAUGGUGUAACUACUGUCCGUUCAACUACUGGUAUUACAUGCAUGGCCACCCAUUUGUCAAGUUUUGCUGUUGUACAGAGAGGUCCUGUUUCAUCUUCAACCACACCAACACCAACUCCUACUGGUGUUACUCCUCCUACUGAACCAGUUACUGAAGAAUACAGUCCUGAGCCAAUACUCUUUGUUGGUCUCAUCAUUUCUAUAUUAUUAAUUCUGGUUGCUGUUAUUGGCCACCUAGCAUCAGAUGCACAGCGUCAUUGUCCAGAGGGUAGAUUGCUAGCUACGUCUCAUAUAACACUCAUGAUACUCUACUUUGUCUUUGUAUUGGCUACUGCUGCUACAUACACUGAUUCAACUGGUUUCUGUGGUACAUUUGCUGGAUUGUUCCAUUACUUCAGUUUGGUCUACUUUGUCUGGCUAAUGUUUGAAGGAUUGUUUUAUGCUGUCAAACUUCGUAUGGGAAUUGGUGGCAAUGUGUUCACUCGCCACUUCUUUAUUGUGUCAUUAAUAGUUGCUUUAGUAUUGCCUGCUGUGAUUGUCAUCAUCUCUGCUGCUGCUGGCUAUGAUUACUAUACUGUGGAAAAUGCUUUCUGUCGCCCUCAGAUGCAUCUAUUUUAUUAUGGUUACAUUCUGCCAAUGAUAGUGAUUUACCUCCUAGCUCUUCUAAACUACAUCAUCUCAUUCUUCCUAAUCUAUUGCUCAGGAAUGACCUCAGCAGAGAAGCAAUUCCGUAAAGACUCGGUCAUAUCUCAUUACUACGUUGGGUUGAUCCUCUUUAUCAUAUUUGGUGUUGUAUGGGUAUUUGCCAUCACUGGUACUCAGUAUAACAUCACUGGUCCCGGAUCAACUGCCCUCCAGUAUGUAUUUGGCUUCUUCUCCAUGAUUCAUGCUCUGUUACUUGUUAUACUGACGUUUGCUCGUACUUCUGAUACUCGCUUAGCUUUUAGACCUGUCACUAGAAUGAUUCCAGGACAAAAGGGGCAAUAUGACUUUGCUCAUGAUCCGUCUGUUGGCAAAGCAACUCGGAGAGAAACUUAUGGAUUAGAUUCUUCAGGAAAAUAUUUGACCAACGAAACGGAGGCUGCUACCACUGCAGAGAAAGAACCUCUGGCUUCUGGAGAUGUUGAUGAUGAGCCACGCUAUGUGACUACAACAAUGACUGAGAAAGAGCCUGAAGCAUCGACUGUUGUAGCUAAUGAAGAAGCUUUAGCGACUGAAGAGGAAGACAAGAAAACAGAACUCUAAACUUUGGUGAUGAUAAAUUUUUAAUAUUAUAGUCUUGUGUGAUUUUAGUAGUUUCCCUAUUUUUGGUUUGUGUACAUGCACAUGCAUACAUUAUCACUAUACUUGUUAUUUAAUAAAAAUUAAUAGUUGUUGAGUUGAAAUUAA
Messenger RNA from Amphimedon queenslandica, 1565 nucleotides. Its product is annotated as adhesion G protein-coupled receptor L4-like. The record is from RefSeq and is a predicted model, not a curated record. The transcript has 8 exons. NCBI's taxonomy places the organism in Eukaryota, Metazoa, Porifera, Demospongiae, Haplosclerida, Niphatidae. Gene Ontology annotation, molecular function: G protein-coupled receptor activity. Gene Ontology annotation, biological process: cell surface receptor signaling pathway; G protein-coupled receptor signaling pathway. Bases 30 to 1421 code for a protein of 463 amino acids. Gene Ontology annotation, cellular component: plasma membrane.